GGUCUCUGGUGUGAGAGAGAGUGAAAACGAAAGUGGGUGACGUCAGCGCAGGGCCGCCAUUUUGGCAGGAAGAAGAGAAGGAAGGAGGAAGGUUUCCUGAGGGAAGGAAGAGAGGGAAGCUGCAUCCGGUUUCCUGCUGGUCCUCUGCAGCCAUGAAGGCGGCUCUACUUCUCUGGCCUCUCCUCCUCCUCUCCUCCUCAGGGAAGAAGGUCCGGUGGUGUACUUUGUCGGACGCGGAGCAGCGGAAGUGCUCGGAAUUGUCCCGGGCGUUGCUGUCCGCCUCGGCCCCGUCCGCCCUCAGCGCCUUCACUCGGAUGUCCUGCAUUCGAGUUCACAACACUCGCGAUUGUAUCGACAAGAUCAGGGCAAAUAAGGCGGAUGUGGCCUCGUUGGACGCCGGAGAUGUUUAUUCCGCCGUCAAAGUUUAUGGAUUGACCGUUGUGGCAAAGGAAGUUUACCCAGAAGGGAGCUGCGUCUUCUCUGUGGUAGUCGCCCGCAAAGGGACCCUCGACAUCAAGGGCCUGAAAGGGUCACGGAGUUGCCACAGCGGGGCAAGAUGGACGUCCGGCUGGAGCCUCCCUUUGGGCUUCCUGUUGUCCCAGAACGACCUCCUUUGGGACAAAGGCCGACCCCUAAGUCACGCGGUUUCCGAAUACUUCAACGCCAGUUGCGUCCCCGGUGUCGGCCUUUCUUCCCCUGCCCUUUGCGCCCUUUGCCAAGGUCAGAGGUCAUACCUCCGGGACAGGAACUACUUCUGCGAAACCAGUGGUGGUGAACCGUUUUUCGACUCCGAGGGGGCCUUCAGGUGCUUGAGGAGCGGAAUCGGAGAGGUGGCUUUCGUGGAUCACCUGGCGGUCCUGAAUGCCACAGAAUCAGACCUAGACGAAUACGAGCUCUUGUGUCCCGAUGGGUCCACUGCCCCCUUAAUGGCCUCUGCGACCUGUCACCUCGGCCGUGGCCCAGGAAGGGCCCUCCUGACCCGGAAGGACUUCCGGAAGGUGGCCGGGAGAUUCAUCACUCUGGCCCAGCAACUCUUUGGAGCGGAAGGGGAGGAGAAGGCCAGGUUCGAACUCUUCUCCUCGGCCCCCUUCAGAGGGAAGGACCUACUUUUCCGAGACGCCACUCAACGCUUGCGAUUGGUCGGAGGCGAGGAGGAAGAGGAGGACGUCACCCAAGUCCUGGGCCUGGACUAUGUCUCCCUUUUGCAAGGCUUGGGCCACGAAGGGCCUUCUCUGUCCGAAAGCCUGGUCCGUUGGUGCUGCAUCAGCGACGCCGAACUCCACAAAUGCGAAGAAUGGGCCCUGAAUGUCCAUUCCGACCCUUUGGUUUGCAUCCAGGCCGACUCCAUGUCCGGCUGCAUCGAGCGGAUCAAGAAAAACGAAGCAGACGCUGUUAGGCUAGACGCAACACAUUCGUACUUUGCUGAUGUCUGCAGAUUGGUUCCGGUUGCGGUCGAAGAUUAUGGCCCGACCUUCGCAGUGGCGCUGGCCAGAGAGAAGGGCUUUGGGCCCCGGGGCCUGCGGGGUCUGCGGGGCCGGCGAUCCUGCCACGGCUAUGAGUUCAGCCCCGCCGGGUGGGUGCUCCCCUCCCGCCACAUCUUUCCAGACGUUUCCGGAAAUGGGACCAGCAGCCCUUGCGACCUCAGCGCCGCAUACCAAGACUUCUUCUGGAAGGGCUGCAUGCCGGGACAAGAUGGCGGCCCGCUUUGCCGAGUCUGCCUUGGGGCGGAGGCAGAAGGGGUGGGCAAAGGCCCCUCCCACUGUGCCGCCAAUCACGGGGAGCGUUACUACGGCAACCGGGGAGCCCUCAGGUGUCUUUUCGGGGGUCCCGAUGGGAGGCAUUACGGAGACGUGGCCUUUGUGGAGCAUCACGAUCUGCUCCAAAACAUCGAACAUGAAAGGCGUCAUUCCGCCCUGUCUAGCUUCAUCCUCCUUUGUCCAGACGGGAAGCAGGCGGCCAUCUUGGAUGGGGUGCAAUGCAACCUGGGACGCGUCCCGCCCGGGAUCAUCGUUUCCCGGCCUGUUGCUUCAACGAAAAUUCACAGAUUCCUCCAAAAAUUUCAGGAUUUAGGCACCAGCUUUCAACUCUUUCAAUCUCAAAACUAUGGAGGAAGCGACCUUCUUUUUAAAGACAAUACAAAAAGGCUCCUUUCUGCCGUUAAUGGUAAUUUCAGAGCUAUUAUCGGAGAGCCAUUUUUCAAAAUGGCCGAAUCCAUCUUCAACUGCACAAAGGCAGGUAUUUUGGAUUUCUGCAAACGAGAAUCUUGUGCCGAUCCAUCAAGACACUAAAAAGAAUAAUAUUUGAUUUUAAAAUAUAUUUGUAUUGAUUUCCUUUUUUUAAAAAAGCUAUUGGGUGACCUUAGAAGUCACACUCUCUCAGCCUCAAUUCCUUGUGUUUUAUAUCAUCUACCCCACUCUGUUUUUUAAUUUUAUAAUUUUGAUUAAAAAACUUAAAUGCAAAAUAUGUACUUACCUUCAUGUUGCUCUGGUUCACUUCAUGUUUGUCUUUCUCUUAUUCUCUUUGAUAUCAUUUUAUUGUCGUUUUCUGGUUUCAAGCUACAAUACGACCAUAAAUAAGUAAAGAUACGUCCCAAA
Anolis carolinensis (green anole) is the source of this 2594-nucleotide messenger RNA. RefSeq names its product melanotransferrin. Gene Ontology annotation, cellular component: plasma membrane; early endosome; recycling endosome. Bases 153 to 2288 code for a protein of 711 amino acids. Lineage: Eukaryota; Metazoa; Chordata; Lepidosauria; Squamata; Anolidae. The transcript is spliced from 17 exons. The record is from RefSeq and is a predicted model, not a curated record. Gene Ontology annotation, biological process: iron ion transport.